AAAACAGCAAACAUAUUUUUCAACGAAAAGAAACAAGAAAACAUGUUCCAGCUUCGCCGGAGUGUCAUCCGAGGCAGCCUCUGCCGCCGCAUUCAGCACCGCAUUUCCAUCCUCCGGCGAUACAUUCAUCGCCUCUUCCACCACUUCCUCCUCUGCUCCCCUCCUUCUCUCUACCGCCGCAUGCUGUUACCAUCCUCCUCCUCCUCCGCCGUGGAGUUGGUGGAGCCGGUAACACCACCUCAUCAGCUUCUUCACACACAUGACAUGGACUCUGACUUGGUUUCAUUGAAGAUCAGCCUCUUGGGUGAUUCCCAUAUUGGAAAAACAAGCUUCUUGAUGAAAUAUGUAGGUGCUGAAACUGAAAAAGAUAAGAAGCAAGGUGAACACCAUAGCAAAACUUUAAUUGUAGAAGGUGCUCGAAUCUCAUAUUCUAUCUGGGAAAUAGCAGGUGAUGAAAAAUCAGAGGACCAAAUCCCAUUAGCAUGCAAGGACUCUGUGGCAAUUUUGAUUAUGUUUGAUCUCACUAGUAGAUGCACACUAAACAGUGUCAUAGGGUGGUAUAAAGAAGCCAGGAAAUGGAACAGGACAGCAAUUCCAGUAUUGGUAGGAACCAAGUUUGAUGAUUUCAUUCAGCUCCCAAUUGAUAUGCAAUGGACCAUAGCCAGUCAGGCAAGAGCAUAUGCCAAAGCCCUCAAUGCAACAUUGUUCUUUUCAAGUGCCACCUACAAUAUCAAUGUCAAUAAGGUCUUCAAAUUCAUCACUGCCAAACUUUUUGACUUACCAUGGACAUUGGAAAGAAAUCUUAAUGUUGGAGAGCCAAUAAUUGAUUUCUAAAUGGAUACAUAGAAUGGUCAAAGUGCUUUUCAUCUUAUUAAGUACUCAGUCAACCGGGCCUCAAGAGAGUUGGCAAACCUCAUAGGGCAAUCGAGUUGUUAGGUUGAGAUAUUGAUCCUUUUUUUUUUUUGAAGUUCUACACUCUAUUUAAAAGUGGAGAUGAUGAAUCAACUUGGUGUUUUAAAAAAAUAGUAAGUACUACAAAUAUUUCUAUAGAGAACCAAGGAUUAAGCUUGAAUUCAUGCUCUUGUCAUUUUUAUAUGAGGGACAGGGACAUGUCCAACCCACCAUCAAAAUGUAAUAGGACUACGUGAUAUGUAUUUAGAUUGAGUGAAAAUAAUGGCGUGUUUCCUCAUGGAUCACAAUUAUUGUGCCUUUUUCAUUCAUGUUAUGUUGUU
This is a messenger RNA of Arachis stenosperma, 1232 nucleotides long. RefSeq names its product septum-promoting GTP-binding protein 1-like. Lineage: Eukaryota; Viridiplantae; Streptophyta; Magnoliopsida; Fabales; Fabaceae. The transcript has 6 exons. Bases 43 to 834 code for a protein of 263 amino acids. Gene Ontology annotation, molecular function: GTPase activity; GTP binding. The record is from RefSeq and is a predicted model, not a curated record.